Boleophthalmus pectinirostris (great blue-spotted mudskipper) is the source of this 5220-nucleotide messenger RNA. RefSeq names its product LIM and calponin homology domains-containing protein 1-like. NCBI's taxonomy places the organism in Eukaryota, Metazoa, Chordata, Actinopteri, Gobiiformes, Gobiidae. Gene Ontology annotation, molecular function: actin binding; myosin II head/neck binding. The transcript is spliced from 27 exons. The coding region runs from base 249 to 3497 and encodes 1082 amino acids. Gene Ontology annotation, cellular component: stress fiber. Gene Ontology annotation, biological process: positive regulation of stress fiber assembly; regulation of focal adhesion assembly; actomyosin structure organization. The record is from RefSeq and is a predicted model, not a curated record.
AAAUUGUAAGUGUUUAAAAUGCUAUAUUUCAAAAAGCGUGUUGUCCUCAAAUGUAACCUGGCACCGCAGUGGAUAAUCCUGCUAGGAGACAAGUCUCCAACGCGGAGAAGUGAAGAAACUGGUCCAGUGCUGUUGCUGCGAGACCCGCUCACCACCAAGAAGAAGACUACGGGCUGCCUGGCGCACUUUUCGGCACAGUUUGGUUCGGAUACGUGCGCGCUGACCGGUUUUACGCACUGCUUCCCUGUAUGGAGAGCGCAGGUUUUACGCCAAUGGCAAGUCCGGUGGCAGACAUAGGACAGUCUCAUCAGCAGCAUCACCUCGACACGGCCGCAGACAGUGCCAUCCAGGAGGCGCGCAAAUGGAUAGAGGCUGUGACAGGACGAUGCUUUGGUGAGAAGGAUUUCCGAGGAGGCCUGGAGAACGGGAUACUCCUAUGCGAGUUGCUGAGUUCCAUUAAACCUGGCUUGGUGAAGAAAAUCAACAGACUUCCAACUCCCAUAGCUGGUCUGGACAACCUGAGUGCUUUCCUGCGCGGCUGUGAGGACUUAGGACUGAAAGGAUCUCAGCUGUUUGACCCUGGAGACCUUCAAGACACCUCCACUCCACAAACUAACAAGGGAAGCGUCUGCAGCCGAAAACUCAAGAAUGUUCUGAUCACUCUCUACUGGCUGGGUCGUGCUGCCAACUGCUGUACCUCCUACAACGGGCCCACGCUGGACCUGGCACAGUUUGAAGGCCUGCUGUCACAGAUGCGAAAGGAGGCAGAGGAGGCUGACAGCCCCGGACGCAGCAUCAGGGACAGUGGCUACAUCGACAGCUGGGACUCGGAGCGCAGUGACUCUCUCUCUCCUCCUGCACACGGCCGAGAGGACUCACUCGACAGCCUGGACUCCCUCGGCUCUCGCUCCAGACACACGCCGUCCCCUGACGCCCUGGGGCCCCGCGCCAACAGCGAUGGCCGCGGCAGUGACUCAGAGUCGGACGGCCCGUUUCACAGGAAGAUGCCGGACGUGCGUAAAGACGACAUGUUGGCACGGCGGACCUCUGUGAGUGAGCCCAAAGCCGCUAUGCCCUUUAACCAGUACCUGCCCAAUAAGAGCAACCAAAGCGGCUACAUGCCCCUCCCCCUGCGAAAGAAGAGGAGUGACAGCAGCGAGAGCAGCCGCAAGAGCUGGAGUACCGCCACCUCACCUGUAGGGGGAGACAGACCACUCAGAUUCAGCCGCACAGACAUUGUGUCAGAUGAGCCUCAGAGCUUGAGUAUGAUUGACAUGCGGGAUGGAGAGGACCCUCACAGCCAGGCCCGCCAUGAGCUCAUGCACAACCAGUACAACCGCAUCAAGGAGGACGAGAGCCACUGGCAGGACGACCUUGCACGAUGGAAGAACCGCAGGAGGAGCAUCUCUCAGGACUUGAUCAAGAAAGAGGAGGAGAGGAAGAUGAUGGAGCAUCUUUUGACCGGAGACCAGGUCAUCUCUCACAGGCGCCGCAGCAUCAAGACCUACAGGGAGAUCGUCCAGGACAAAGAGCGCCGAGAGGAAGAAUUACGUAUCGCUUACAAGAACGCCCGGACCCAGGAGGAGGCCUCAGCUAUCCUACAGAGAUACGCUCAACGCUUCUCCAUCAGUGAGACCAUAUUGGAACGCCUACAGCUGCCCAAACUUUUAGACCGCAGCGUAUCAGCCGACCCCACCUGCCCCUAUCCCCUGUCCAUCUCCCUGUCCCCCACCUCUCCAGAGCCACCCGACACAGACCCCAACGGCCCCCUGCGGUACCUGCGCCAACAGUCCGCCCCCACGCCCAAGUUCACGUCCACACUGGAGACCCGGGUGGAGGAGUAUCCCAAAGAUUGGUCCCACACGCCUCAGAUCAGGUCGCGGUCCUCGGAGCCCCCCUUGUCCAGAGCACUGUCCCCCAAACCUGUGCCUUUGCUGACGCCCAAGCCUUACUUCCAGUCGCGGAGCUCCACUGACCCAUGCAGCGGCAAGGUGGACAGUCUGCUGCGAGUGAACGGGGACGCGGGCAGUGACGGUGUGCCCUCCACUCCAGACAGUAGCCUGGGAUUUGACUCUCCGGUGUUCCAGGCUUGCACCCCCACCUCCCCCUACACCCCCAGCGGCUCCCCCGCCCCCGUGUUUCUCCCCCUCCCCCCGCUCACGCCCAUAUCACCGGAGACAGCCAGCCCAGUGCCAAACAAUGACCAGGAGAUGCCAAACCACAAACCUGAAGAUGUCCAACAAAAAGAAGCCAAUGAGGACGCGACGCAGCUAACUCGUCCUAACUCGCUGCCAACUGAAUUGCAGAAGCCAGAAGAUAGCUCAGAUAAAUGGUUAAAUGCAGCUCAACCAACUUCUCUCUCAGUUGCCAAAACAGAACAGGAGGUAGUGGAGUCAUCCAGUCAACCCAAACUCCAGUCAGAGACUAGUGUGUCCAUAUCUCAGGAGUGGAAGAGAGAGAGUGUACCUACUAGUGUGUCUGCUCCGGGGUCAUUUGGAGGUCAGGCCUCCACAGAUCAUGCCACAGAAGAACCAGAGAAGGAUCUUCGUGGCAAUGUGUCAGCGGGCUCGUCCCAGGCCAGGCGGAGCGACCGCUGGUCCUGGGACCAAGAGGAGGAGCGACAGCGUCAGGAGAGGUGGCAGCAAGAGCAAGAGCGCAUGCUGCAGGAGAAGUACCGUCUGGAGCAGGAGAAGCUGAAGCAGGAGUGGGAGCGAGCCCAGAGGGAGGUGGCCGAGGAGGAGCGCAAGUACCACGAGGAGGAGCAGAAGAUCCUGGAGGAGACCGUGGCCCCUCUGACCCCUUUGUCCUCUGUCCAGCCGUCCCCCAGUAGAGGGGACAUGUCCACUAGCUCCGCCCCGCAGGACACCAUCGUCCGCUCGCUGGCCGACUGGGAACGCAAACAGGAGGCACUGGAGAGACAGAAAGGGAAUCCCGAAGAACACAAACGCAGAGAAAAUGACCGCACCAGUGACAUCAGUACUGCAGACGACAGCAUGAAAACUGCAAGAAGUUCAUUCAGUCACAGUACGAGCCAAGCCGAUGCACAUGCUCACAGUUUGCAGAAUGGUCAGAAGUCUUCGUCGGUGCAAACCAAAGUGUCCUCUCCGGUCAGUAAAGCGCAAGAGGCCCCAUCGGAGAGCAGCAGACAGAGCAGGAGGAGUGGUCCUCUCGAUAAUAACAACAGGAGCUCAUCAAAGCCCCCCGCUUCACCAUCACCACCCCACCCCCCAUCAGACAGUGCGCCUCCAGUCCCAAACAGGUCUGUGAGUGGGAAGAAGCUGUGCUCGAGCUGUGGACAGCCUCUGGGGAAAGGAGCCGCCAUGAUCAUAGAGACACUCAGCCUCUACUUCCAUAUUCAAUGCUUUAAGUGUGGGGUGUGUAAGGGCCAGCUGGGAGACACCACAACCGGGACAGAUGUGCGGAUCCGGAACGGCCUGUUGAACUGUCACCAGUGCUACAUCCGCUCCCGCUCGGCCGGACAGCCCACCAUGUUGUGAUGCAGCACAGCGAAGCAUGCGGAAGAGCUCUCAUCCAUUUUAACACAAUUACCCACAAACCAUCUCCGCAUCCUCCUCGGGAACCAAUCAGGAUCCAUCGCCGUGCAGAUUCUGGAGACAGUCAAAAUAAUAUCCUCUAUGUAUAUGUCAUCUGAUUUGUCCGUGAAAUCAAUCAGGACGGAUUUGAUUGGUCGAUCGCUCCGUCGAGGGAAGGCUGGGCUGCCGCAGCGUCGGCCAUGUUGGAUACGGUGUUCCAAAACAAUGACAUACAUAAAAGGAGCCUGUGUUUUUACUGCUGAAAACAAUUUUAUCACCAUUCAGUUCCAUGUUACAGGAAUGCAGUAUGUCACCAAGUCUUAAUUCAUCAACGUGGAACAUUUUUAGCUUUUUAAUUUGGAAAAACAGGCAGCUUGAAUUGGAUUAGUUCAUCGUUCAACAGGCUAGAAAUAUAUUUUACCCUUGAAAAAAUUGAUAUGUUUAUGUAAAGAAGUGCAAUAAUGGUCACUAUAAAAACUAUGAUUUAGAGCCUCAGCAACAAACGAGAUUCUUGUUUUUUCUUUUUUUUUUAUUAUUAUUUUAUUCUAUUAUGUAAACGAUAUGGAUGUAAAGUUGAGUAUUUAGGGCAAUAAGAUGACUCAGAAAAGUUUGUAAUGUGCCUUAGAAGCGAGACAUUGCAGGCUAACCACCGGCUUUGUGGUGCUUAGCUGUGAGGGAGAAAUAUGGCGAUUUCUCCAUUGAUGCUUGCUCAUGUACUGUUAUAAUACUUUAUAAUAACUGCUCCAUUUACAGUCUUAUUAAAACAUGAACAAAAACUUAAUUCGUAAUGAGCAAAUUGUUUAUUAAAGCCACACUCGGUAACUUUUAAGCCAAAAAAUAGACAAAAAUGCAACUUCACUUGUAAAAAACAAUGCCUCCUUGCUAUAAGCGGGCUUGCAUCUCCACAGACCUGUCUCUUAUUUGGCCUCCUGCUUGUUUCCGUGGAAAUGUUGUUCCUUUGGCUGUGGAGAAUGUUCCAGAGUAUGGUUUUAACUUUCUGUUGACAUGGAAUCAUGACAUGCCACUUCCAGAAAUCUUCAUACUGUAGCUUUAAGAUUCAGAGUGUCAAGUAGUUCCGAGACCUAAUUUAUUCUUAAUAAACUAUUUGUUCAUUAUGAAUUAAGUCUUUGUUCAUGCUUUAUUAAGGCUAAUUAAGGCAUUAUUAUAAAAAGUUACCUUACCUUUUAAUUUUUACGAUUUUAAAUUCCUAUUCCAUGUUUGCAGUGGUAUGGAAACCCUGAAAACGUUUGAAUCCCGAAUGUUUUAAGCACUAUGCUAUGCUGUUCUUAUGAGGUCAACUUACCGCUCAACAUUAAGAUUGCUUUAUAAACUGCUAAAAAAAAACAUAUUAUGAACAAGAAACAGCAUUGCAUUGUUGGGUUUAUCUGCGGAUGUGCGGUGUGGCUGGACAUUUGACUCACUUGCUUUUAUUUUUGCGUAUUGUGGAUGUAAAAUGCAUGUUGAAAACCAAAUGAUUUGCUGUAUGGAAGCUACUAGCAAGUCCCCAUAGCUCUCAUCCACAGUACUUAGCUUCUAUAAAAAAGCGUUAUAUUGGAGUUUUCUUUUCAUGGCAGAAGAAUAAACUUGGGCUGGUCUCCUUCUGUAUUUAUUGUAUCCAUACUGUUAUGAACACUAUCCCAAACAUAGAUGGGGCUGAUGUUUAAAUGCAAAAGGCAUUUAUAGCAUA